AUGGACAGAGGAUCCUGGCUGGCUACAGUCCAUGGUGGUCAUGAGUUGGACACAACUUUGCAACUAAAGCACCACAUGAUGAGAGACAUACAGAGAGUAUGUGUUAUUUUCACCUUGAUAUAUAAUCCUAGAAUCUAUGCAAAGAAUAGAGUCUUUUUCUUAAUAAGUUCUAUUUCCUCCCAAUACAGAAAAUACUUGUACAAAAAUAUCUAUUACUGGACAGUUUCAGGAGCUCCCCUGGUGGUUCAGACAGUAAAGAAUCUGCCACCUAUAUGGGAGACCAAGGUUCCGUCCCUGAGUUGGGAAGAUCCCCUGGAGAAGGGAAGGGUUACCCACUCCAGUAAUGUGGCCUGGAGAAUUCCAUGGACAUAG
This is a messenger RNA of Rangifer tarandus platyrhynchus (Svalbard reindeer), 372 nucleotides long. The record is from the annotation of a GenBank genome assembly. NCBI's taxonomy places the organism in Eukaryota, Metazoa, Chordata, Mammalia, Artiodactyla, Cervidae.